ACCCACCAUUGUAAAGGGAGGGAGAACAUCAAGUAAUACUACACUUAAUAAAAGAAUAUUAUUGAGUGAUUAUAUCUUUCUGAUCCAAAUAACGUUCUUGGUCCGCCAUCUGAUCGGGUUAAUCCCAUCAUUGGUGCUUUCAUUGAGAGUAACUGUGAGAUAAGGCUGUGAAAUUAUGGCCGGACGAAGGACGAGACGUAAUGCCGCCGCUUCUGCCCAGUCGACAGUGAGGAGUGACAAUCCUGAACAGGGUAUGAUCGUCCCUUUCAAUGGGUUGGAAACGGAGCUUCAUGAUCCGGAGGAGGUUGAGAGGGAGAGACAGGCCGUCGCUAGACGCCACGCGGAGGAGUUGGCCCGGAAUAGUAAGGUGAAUGGAGACUGGGCUGCAAGCCAAGCUAUCGGCAAUAGAAACGAAAACCCGCGGGGAACUGUCUUUGAAAGGAUAUCUCGCCAGAAGGCUCACGUUAGUGAGAGGCUGGGGAAGAAUCCGGACAAAGCACCCCAGGGUUGGAUGCGACCCCAGCCUAGCCAGGUGGCAUCUUCUAACCGCGAACCCCAGCAACGAACCGACCGCGGUGGCAGCCAAGCGCCAGUGCGGACAUUGGUGGUUCUGGAUGAGGAUGAGGUUCAGAGCCAAGUAAGGGUCCCAACACCGCAGCGUCUAGGGCCGCCGGUACCGGAAGCGGGCGAAUUCCAUGAUCUGAGGCAGCAGAUCCAGGAGAUGCAGAGCAAGAUAAACAGGGGACGAGUAUUCACUACCCGGACGAAUAAUCCCUUAGCCCCGGAAAUCUUUGCGGAACCAUACCCGCAGGGAUUCAAGAUGCCGUUCGUUAAGCGUUACGAUGGGGAAUCGGAUCCCCAGGAACACAUAAACAGCUAUGUCCAGGUGAUGAUUGCUGUUGAUGCCAGCGACGCAUUGAUGUGUUGGUGUUUUUUGCAGACAGUAGAUAGCAAGGUUGCGGAUUGGGUGAAACACAUUCCUGCCGGAUCAAUCCGGACAUGGGAUGAAUUGGGAUUGCAGUUCUUAGAGCAUUUUGCAGGGAACUGCCGUCCCAAGAAGCAUUUCACUCACCUGGCCUCGGUGCGUCAGAAGCACGGAGAAUCCUUGAAGAAUUUCCUUAUCCGGUGGAGAAAAGAGUCCAGGGAGGUUGAAGGAACAACCGAUGACAAAUCAAGGUUGGCCAUGUUCAGGGCGGCAUUACAAGAUGGUCUCCUUUAUACCAAUCUUACACCUCAUCCCCCGGAUACCUUUGAGGAAGCAAUGGUCUGGGCCGGGAGGUAUGUGACCCUGGAGAAGAGAAAGGAGGAGAAGAAAGAAAAGACUCCCAAAGAAGAAGAGAAGGCGGGAAAUAAGAACCCGUUCAAGAACAAGAAGCAGGGUUUCCCGAAUGGCCCAAAGGACACAAGCCUUGGGACCUCGGAAAAGCACAAAUCUGCCAAUCCAGUCUUCACGUUGCCGGUGGCUGAGGUCAUGGCUCAUGCUGCACAGCAGGGACUCAUGACUUAUCCAACUUAUUCUCAGAAGGUCUGUAAUGUGGAGGACACUGGAAAAUGGUGCGCUUACCAUCACAAGAAUGAUCACAACACAGAGGAUUGUUAUACCCUGAAGAAUGAGAUGGCGAGGCUAAUCCGUCGGGGCCAUCUGAAGAAGUUCAUACAAGAUGGUGAUGCGGGAAGUCCCGGGAAUGCUCAGAAUGGGAAGCGUAGAGAUAAGGAGAACAGGGCAGGAGGUUCUGGCAAAUCCAAGGCUAAAUCCCGGGCUCCAUCCACGACCUCUGAGGAACGCCUCUACUACGGCGAUGGGUCGUACCUCUGGUUCGAUUCCGAGGAGGAGCGCACCCGAUUUCUCACCUUUUUCUCCAAACGGGUUGUGGCUCCCCCACGAAUCAUCCCGGAGCGCUACCCGGAGUUGCAGGGCUACGACGACCUCGACGCGCAGCUCCAUCAUGCCGGUCUUUGGCCGUUCGUCUCCCGGGCGCACAAGAAGAUCAACCCGGCGCUGAUCCGGGCCUUCUACUCCAACCUCCGGCGUGAGGACGACGUUCUCUACUCGCUCGUCAAGAGCACGCCGAUCGAGCUCACAGUGGAGCAGCUUGGGCGCAUCGCCGGCCUCCCCUUCCAAGGCGACAAUGUGUCCCACUAUGGUGGAGAGGAUUGGGUGCUCAACAACGAGGGCCUUAUCCUCAACGAGCUUGGCAUCACCGAGCUCAAACGCCAUGCCUCGGGCCGCCCAACCAUCCACUCCGCAAACCCCGAAGGCCGCCUCGUCCUCUACAUCGUCUCCCGGAUCAUCAAACCGAGGAAGCACGGCCACACCAUCAUGCACGGUGAAGACCUCAAGCUCAUCCAUGCGAUCAUGCAUUCGGCCCCAAUCAAUUGGGCAAAGUUUGUCAUGAUCAACAUGACGAUUGCAGCGUCCACCGAGCACGACCACCUCCCCCCCUACCCGUUUUUAGUGAUGGACAUCCUUGAACGGUUCAAGGUAACCACCACCGUUGGCCCGCUAACGAAGGCCACGAAGAUUUGGACAAUCAACAACCAAACCUUCCUCAAGCGGUCAGACAACGCUGCGGCUGCCACUGCCGAGCCACGCCGCACUGCCCCUACCGCUGGCCCAGCCGAAACCCAGGCCCGGGCCAACCUUGCCUCCAUCGCCGACUCCCUCAACCAGCUCCACCUCAAAGUUGACGGGAUGGGUGGCUACCUUGAACGGCUCGACGUGGCUGUUCAACGCCAAGGAUACGCGAUGAACUCGUACUUCCAAGGCAUCAACUACGUCCCCCCACCGUACCACGGCACGUUCUUUGGGCAAGUGUACGGUGACGAAGACGAAGCCGAUGACUCCUACGCCCUGUCAAGCUCCCCGGAUGAAGACGAGUUCGACGAUGCCAUCGAUGGGGAUGAGAUGGACGUCGACGACGACGAGGAGGAAACCGAAGACGAAGACUAGGACUCCCCUAAAAUUUCUAUCUCUUUUACUUUAAUUAUCCUUUUUUUAAUGCUUCCGUUGUACUCCGCUAUUUCCCUUUAUUAAAUAAAAAUCAUUUCGUUUAUCUUUUUGUUAAUGUCAAAAGGGGGAAGAAAAGGGCUAUGCAUAU
Molecule: messenger RNA, 3098 nt
Organism: Cuscuta campestris
Lineage: Eukaryota; Viridiplantae; Streptophyta; Magnoliopsida; Solanales; Convolvulaceae
Source: the annotation of a GenBank genome assembly